AUGAUCAUGCCUAAAAAAUUAGCGCUUAGUUCUUAGAAUAAUUUAGCAUAUAAAAUAUUUAGUUAAGAGUUAAAAAAUGACUUUAAAAAUUUCAUCCAAAAUUUGUUUUAGCUUUUAAAAUAAAAUUCAUUUAUCAUAAAUAAUAUUAGUAUAUUUGUAGAUUAGUGA
Molecule: messenger RNA, 168 nt
Organism: Tetrahymena thermophila SB210
Lineage: Eukaryota; Ciliophora; Oligohymenophorea; Hymenostomatida; Tetrahymenidae
Exons: 3
Source: RefSeq, a predicted model, not a curated record